AUGGCAAAACAUCUGGAUGAACUGGUGAAACGCCAGUUGAAGAAGCAUGCAAAGCUGAAGGAGAAGAAACGUAAACUCAACGCAACAAACAACUUUUCAUCAACUCCACUUUCAAAUGAAGCAGAGUCAGCUGAUGAUAAUGAAGAGCCAGUGGUCAGUGAUGAUGUCGAGGAAGAACCUAGGAAAAAACUGAAGAUAUCAUCCAAAACGAAAUCACCACCAAAAGAAAAUGGCCAGGAUACAGAAGAGAAAGCUUCUGGUGAAGAAUGUCCUAAGCUGGUGGACACAUCAAAAUUGGCCAUUGUUAAGUCAUUGCUGUCAACUAGCGCAUUUGACGAUUUAAAGGACAAAGUUUCAGAUAAAACUCUAAAUGCAGUUAGAGAAAUGAACUUCUCUCACAUGACGGAGAUUCAAUCAAAGUCUAUUCCACAUCUCAUCGAGGGAAAAGAUCUGGUCGCUUCAGCCAAAACUGGUAGUGGUAAAACACUAGCUUUCCUGAUUCCCGCCAUCGAGUUGAUGUAUAAGCUAAAGUUUUUGCCUCGCAACGGCACUGGUGUUCUGAUUAUAUCUCCCACCCGAGAACUAUCAAUGCAAACGUUUGGUGUUCUGCAGGAACUAAUGAAGUAUCACAACCAAACGUAUGGUCUUGUUAUGGGUGGCACCAAUCGAUCUUCGGAAGCGGCCAAACUUGUUCGAGGUGUAAACAUUUUAGUGGCCACCCCUGGCCGUCUGCUCGAUCAUCUACAAAACACCAAAAACUUUCUAUUCAAAAACCUUCAAUGCCUCAUUAUUGAUGAAGCGGAUCGGAUUCUGGAUAUUGGUUUUGAAGACGAGAUGCGCGCCAUUGUGAAGCUUCUUCCAACGAGACGGCAAACGAUGCUGUUCAGUGCUACCUUGUCCAAGAAGACGGAUGAUCUUAUCUCGCUGGCACUGAAGAAGGAGCCUGUUUACGUGGGCUUAGAUCCAAAUGAAAAUAGCGACGACGCCGCUACCGUUGCAGGGCUACAGCAGGGUUUCUGCAUCCUGUCCAGCGACAAGCGAUUCUCGUUGCUGUUUACAUUUUUGCGAAAGAACAAAAACAAAAAAGUGAUGGUCUUCUUCAGCUCUUGCAUGUCGGUAAAGUUUCACCAUGAACUUCUCAAUUACAUCGAUCUUCCAGUGAUGUCAAUUCAUGGCAAACAGAAGCAGAGCAAACGAACGACAACUUUCUUUCAGUUUUGCAACUCUGAAUCGGGUAUUCUUCUCUGUACUGAUGUUGCUGCUCGUGGUCUCGAUAUUCCGCAAGUCGACUGGAUUGUGCAGUAUGACCCCCCGGAUGAUCCAAAGGAAUACAUUCAUCGUGUCGGACGAACGGCUCGAGGUGUUGAUGCAAAGGGGCACGCUCUGCUCUUUUUGACGCCGGACGAACGCGGCUUUCUGCAAUACCUCAAAGAAGCCAAGGUUCCAUUGAACGAGUAUGAGUUUUCAUGGAGCAAAAUUCUGAACAUUCAGCCACAGAUUGAAAAGUUGAUUAGUCGUAAUUACUUUUUAAAUCUAUCUGCAAAAGAAGCCUACAAGGCGUACGUUCGUGCUUACGAUUCACAUUCUCUGAAGAAUAUCUUUGACAUAAACAAGUUGGACUUGCAAGCAGUUUCAAAGUCAUUUGGCUUUGAAAAUCCUCCGUUUGUUGACCUGCCCGUAUCAAAUGGAAAGGCUGGUCGUGCUGCCGUGAAGGCUCGACGGAAGCCCACACCAAGCCAGAAUGGCUCCAACUACCACUCAGUGCCGUACUCUGUCAACAAGAGAAAGAUUGAAAAGUCGGUCAUCUACAAAGCAGUGCCGCUUAGAAAAGACAAUCGAAUCUUUUCGAGUUAA
This is a messenger RNA of Rhagoletis zephyria (snowberry fruit fly), 1854 nucleotides long. Lineage: Eukaryota; Metazoa; Arthropoda; Insecta; Diptera; Tephritidae. The record is from RefSeq and is a predicted model, not a curated record.